Messenger RNA from Vanrija pseudolonga, 3597 nucleotides. RefSeq names its product DNA repair protein rad13 (gene rad13). NCBI's taxonomy places the organism in Eukaryota, Fungi, Basidiomycota, Tremellomycetes, Trichosporonales, Trichosporonaceae. The coding region runs from base 1 to 3597 and encodes 1198 amino acids. Gene Ontology annotation, molecular function: single-stranded DNA binding; DNA endonuclease activity. The record is from RefSeq and is a predicted model, not a curated record. Gene Ontology annotation, biological process: nucleotide-excision repair. The transcript has 8 exons. Gene Ontology annotation, cellular component: nucleus.
AUGGGUGUCAAGGGCCUGUGGUCGCUGCUCAACCCCGUCGCGCGCCCCGUUCAGAUCGAGAGUCUUGAGGGCAAACGGCUCGCUAUCGACAGUUCGAUAUGGCUGUAUCAAUUCCAAUCAACGAUGCGAGAUAAGGACGGGCGUGUCCUCGUCAAUGCCCAUGUUCUAGGCUUCUUGCGGCGGAUAAACAAGCUCCUCUUCCAUGGUAUCAAGCCGGUGUUCGUGUUCGAUGGGGGCGCACCAGUUCUUAAGCGGAGCACCAUUGCCGAGAGGAAGCGGAAAAAGGCUGGCGCGGCUGUCAACCAUGCCAAGAUGGCUGAGAAGCUGCUGCAGGCGCAGUUGAGGCGCGAAGCCCUUCGCGUGGCUCACGAGGCCGAGCAAACCCGUUCCGCUCGAAUUGUAGCAAGGUCGACAUGGGACGACGACGGAGGCGAGGAGAUGCCAGAGAACGUCACCUAUCUCGACGAACUGGAAGGCACAACCUCGUCCUCGCGACCAAAGACGGCGGCUCCCAGGAAGCCUGCUGACGGCGAGGAGAACAUGGAGCAGCGCCGCAAGAAGAUGAAGAAGCACGACAGAUACUAUCUCCCCGAUGCCGACAUCCCGCAGUUCUCGACAGACGACAAGCCCGACGCGCGUCUGGCCACCGAGGCAGAACUACAGCAGUUCAUCGAGGACCUAAACCCCGAGGACAUUGACGUCGAGUCGGCCGAGUUCCGUGCCCUGCCCACCGAGGUGCAGUACGAGAUCAUUGGAGACCUGCGUCUGCGGUCCAGGCAGCAGAGUCACCAGCGCCUGCAGGACAUGCUCCGCGGCGCGCCGACGGCGCUUGACUUUUCCCGGGCCCAGAUUCGCGGCGUGGCCCAGCGCAAUGCCCUCACGCAGCAGCUCUUGACUGUGACGGAUAUGGUCGGAAAGGCGCACUUAACUAUCCCUGUGCGCGUCGCGGCGGAGCGCAAUCGCGAGUAUGUGCUCGUCAAGCGCGGCGAGCAGGACGGCGGUGGCUGGGCACUCGGCAUUCGCGAGGGGACGAAAGAGAAGCCCAUUGUGCUCGAGCCGGAGAGCAAGGGGCUGAAGGGCGAUGAUGACAGCGAAUACGAGAGUGGGAGUGAGAGCGAGGACAGUGACAUUGAAGAGGUCAAGCCUCCCGUGGAUGACGACCUGCGACAGCACCGGAGGAGAGAGAUACUGCAGGCCAUCGUCAACCGCUACCAGCCUGGACCGUCAGCCAAGCCGGAGGACGAUGUCGUGAAGGCGUUCGGCAAGCCCCGAGCAGCUGGCGCCGAGCCGCUCUUCGACAUGGGCGACGAGGACAUCGUGCCGACAGCGAAUGACGAAGCGCUCGCUCUGGCGUUGCAGCAGGAAGAGCUGGGUUCGGACGAGGAGGAGCCAGACGCGGUCCUCGCGCGCGCACUAGCACUAAGCAGGCGCGAAGCGGCACAGCCCAAAGUCCCUCCUCUUGCAGAGCCGGACAGUGACGGCUCUGACGACUUUGAGGAGGUCUCGCUCGUCCCAUCGGGGAACACGACGCCAAUUGCUGGCUCCUCGUCCCACACACCAGUGCCGAUCGAAGACAGCGACGAGGACGAGGAUGUUGUCGAGGUCACGGGUGGACCUCCGGCACAGGCUGCCUCAGUGCCGAAGAACGACCCGCAGAAACUUAGUGCUCUGGUGGAGGAGAGCAUUCGUGGCGGCACGCCAGAAGUAGCUGCAAUUGAAAGCGCCGCGUCAUCUGAGCCGGCUCAAGUGGUAGAUGACGACUCUGAGGAGGACGAGUUUGAGGAGGUCGCAUCAAUUUCAUCGGCCCCUGCACCAGCUCUGCUGCGCAGGCCAACGUUGUCUCCUCAGCCUUCACGUCCAAAGCCCCCGCUGAAGACUACGGUCCGUCGCGACUCGAUACCGAUCGUCCCGUCCAAGCUAUCACACACCGUCAUUCCGGCCGUCGCAUCGUCAUCGCCAAGUCCUCCGCCUACCCUCGUGCCCGAGGCGGACGAGCCCGCAGCCGAGGAGCCAGUCGACCUGGCCGACUCGCCAUUUCCCGGCCUGAGACGAGGACGUGGCGCGCCAUCACCAUCCCCAGCAAGGUCAUUCGCCCCAAGCGAAGCCGCUGACGACGAGGGUGGCAGCGACUGGAACGACGAGCCCACUCAGCUCAACGAGCCGGCUCGUAGACGCGACCGUGAUGAGGACGAGGACGACGAGCCCAUCCCAUGGUCGAGGUCACCGUCACCUGUUCGCCGCAUCAAGCACGUGGACAGCUCGCUGGGCACGCUGGUCGACACGUCGAUGCAGUCGAUGCAGUCUGCCGGCUCUGAGCCCGAAGCAGAGGACGAGGAUGAAAUGCACCCGGAGGACAUGGUGGUCGAGGAGGACGAUUACGCCCGGUUCCUCGCCUCGAUCCAGAACCGCGAUCUCAACGACGUGCGCAACGAGCUCGACGACGAGAUCAGAGCACUCAACGUGGCCACCAAAGCCGCCAUGCGCGACUCGGACGAGAUUACGCAGGCCAUGAUCGUGCAGAUCCAGACCCUCCUGCGUCACUUUGGCAUCCCGUACAUCACUGCGCCAAUGGAAGCCGAGGCGCAGUGCGCCAAGCUGGCCGAGCUCGGUCUCGUGGACGGCAUUAUCACGGAUGACUCGGACGUGUUCUUGUUCGGCGGGACGCAGUGCUUCAAGAACAUCUUCAACGACGCCAAGUUUGCCGAGUGCUUCCUCGCGACCGAUGUCGAGCGCGAGCUCAGCCUGACUCGCGAGCGCCUCAUCUCGCUCGCCUACCUCCUUGGAAGCGAUUACACAUUAGGCCUGCCUGGUGUAGGACCUGUACUCGCACUCGAACUCCUCGCCAACUUUCCCGGCCCGAACGGACUGCAGAAGUUCAAGGAGUGGUGGUUGAAGGUGCAGGUUGGAACGGAUUUGCCAGUUGAAGCGGAUACCAAGUGGAAGCGGAGCUUUAAGAAGCGCUUUGCAAGCUCGAUCCAGUUGACAGCUGACUGGCCGAACAUGCACGUUCGCGAGGCGUAUCUCUACCCCACGGCUGACGAGUCUGACGAGCCGUUCCACUGGGGCUUUCCGCGCCUGGCGUCGCUUCGAACCUUCCUGCACGAGGAACUGUCGUGGUCCAUCUCCAAGGUGGACGACGAACUCACUCCCAUCGUGCAGCGCAUCGCCAAGCGCGGCCGCGGCGGUGUGCCGAAGCAGGGCACGCUGCUGCCAUUCUUCGACCACGGAGCGGGGACUGGCGCGAGCUUUGCACCCCGGCGCCGCACGACAGCCAACGUCAGUAAGCGCCUCUUGUCGGUCAUCAAGGAGUUCCGUGAGGCCGAGGCGAGAGCCCAGGGUCAGCAGCCUGACGGGUGGGGCGAGAUGCUCGCCGGCGUUGACGAGGAGGAUCCGGCGGGCAAAGGUGUCGGGAAGCGGAAGAGUGAAGCCAGAGUCACUGCAAAGCGGAAGACAGUCGACGCCACGGAGGACACGGAGGACGGCGACGAGCCCCAGCACAAGGCGCCGAAGCAGCGUCGGAAGCGUGCACCCGCCGCAGCCGCUACCUCGGAGACCGAGUCGUCGGCGAGCGAGGUGCGCCCACGCCGGCGCAAGUAG